Molecule: messenger RNA, 615 nt
Organism: Eucalyptus grandis
Lineage: Eukaryota; Viridiplantae; Streptophyta; Magnoliopsida; Myrtales; Myrtaceae
Product: tuliposide A-converting enzyme 1, chloroplastic-like
Exons: 2
Coding region: 1-615 (204 amino acids)
Molecular function (GO): RNA-DNA hybrid ribonuclease activity; nucleic acid binding
Source: RefSeq, a predicted model, not a curated record
AUGAAGCUUUUUCAGCGCGAAAAAAGCUAUUUUAGGUGGAACCCAGAGGCAAAACCGAAAAUUGGGAGAGACGAAACUCAACUUGCAGCUUUGAAAUUCAACUUGGAUGGCUCGUGGGUGGAAGGGACAAAAGACGGAGCUGUUGCUGGAAUGUGCAGGGAUUCGAAUGGUGUUGUAGUGGACGGUUUUGUCAAAUCGGUUCGAGCUUCAUCGGUAAUUGAAGUUGAAACCCUGGCUUUGCAACAGACGCUUCAAAGGCAAGCGGGUCAACCUCUUGGGGCGGAGGUGGCGGACCCUGGCCGGAAGGCGUGGGUGGACAGCUGGUGGCAGUUCGUGCGCGGGUUAGACAAGGGGUGCGAUGACCCGCUGAUCAACCCGUUCGCCGACGGAGCUGCCGGCGUGGAAGGGCUGGCGUGCAAGAACGUACUGGUGAUUGUGAGCGAGAAGGACAUCUUGCGGGACAGAGGGAGGAUGUACUACAAGAAGCUGGUGGAGAGCGGCAGAGUUCAUGGAGAUCGAGGGCGUGGAUCACGUGUUCCAUAUCUUCCACCCGAGCUGCGAGGAGGCCAAGAGGCUGUUCAAACGCGUGGCCUCGUUCGUGAACAGCGAUGGUGA